GGGAAAUAUUAUCACUCUUUUCUCCCUCGCCGCAUUUCUGCGCGCUCUCUUCGUCGUCUUGUUCAUCUCUUUCUCGCUCGCGCUCUUCUGGCCUCUCCGAAUUUGUAGUGACUAAUCCGUUCUUCGAUAUCUGGUUCUCGUCCUCUUCUACACCUGCGAAUUAUCUACCGGACGGGAGCUAUAACUGCAAGCCUCUUUUCCCUUGGUGGUCUCCUCUUCUCUCUCUCUCUUUUUACUCAUCCCGAACGCCGCUAUCACAUAGGAUCGGGCGACAGGAGGCAACGGCGAUACGGAAUGCACUGCGGCGCUUGUAGGCUGAGGCAUCGAUCCCUGGUUUACCGAUCUCUGCUGCAUCACGGCGAUGGACGUCGAUUCGGCUAUGUCCACUGAAUACGACCACAACCCCCCCGCGACUGUAGUUUCUAACCACCUUAAUGAUCCUCUAGCGCCAAUACCUCAAGAGGGUGCGGUGGUGCUGCCUGAUUAUCAGAAGCAGACAGCGACGGCUGUGGUCGCGGCGGCAGGGCCAAGGCCAGCUCCGACCUACACGGUGUUGAACGCUAUUAUUGAGAAGAAGGAGGAUGGGUCCGGCUCGCGCUGUGGGCACACGCUCACGGCAGUAGCGGCAGUCGGGGAAGAAGGAACGCCCGGGUAUAUCGGCCCGAGACUGAUCCUGUUUGGCGGUGCCACGGCCCUUGAGGGAAACUCUGCCACGCCGCCGUCGCCAGCCGGUAGCGCUGGUAUUCGUUUGGCAGGGGCAACUGCUGAUGUCCAUUGUUAUGAUGUUACUGAGAAUAGAUGGACAAGGCUCACUCCAAAUGGGGAAGCACCCUCACCAAGAGCUGCACAUGUUGCUACAGCUGUGGGCACCAUGGUAGUAAUUCAGGGUGGGAUUGGCCCUGCUGGUUUAUCAGCAGAGGACCUUCAUGUCCUGGAUUUAACACAACAACGAUCACGUUGGCACCGAGUAGUUGUUCAAGGACCUGGUCCUGGGCCACGUUAUGGCCAUGUUAUGGCUUUAGUGGGUCAGAGAUUUCUAUUAUGCAUUGGUGGAAAUGAUGGGAAGAGGCCUCUAGCUGAUGUUUGGGCGCUCGACACUGCGGCUAAACCUUAUGAGUGGAGGAAGUUGGAACCUGAAGGUGAAGGCCCACCUCCGUGCAUGUAUGCAACUGCAAGUGCACGCUCCGAUGGUCUCCUUUUGCUUUGUGGAGGGAGAGAUGCAAAUAGUGUGCCUCUGGCAAGUGCAUAUGGCCUUGCGAAGCAUAGAGAUGGGCGUUGGGAGUGGGCUAUUGCCCCAGGGGUCUCUCCUUCUCCACGGUACCAACAUGCAGCUGUUUUUGUUAAUGCAAGGCUUCAUGUAUCUGGAGGGGCUCUUGGUGGCGGCCGCAUGGUAGAAGAUUCAUCAAGUGUUGCAGUGCUGGACACUGCUGCUGGAGUUUGGUGUGAUACAAAAUCAGUUGUAACUAGUCCUAGAACAGGAAAAUAUAGUGCUGAUACAGCUGGUGGAGAUGCUUUAGUUGAGCUUACGCGAAGAUGCAGGCAUGCAGCUGCUGCAGUUGGUGAUAUGAUUUUUAUUUAUGGAGGAUUGCGCGGCGGUGUGCUGCUUGAUGAUCUACUGGUUGCUGAAGAUAGAGCUGCUGCUGAGACAACAACUGCAGCUUCUCAUGCUGCUGCAAUUGCUGCACCUGCAAACGGACGACUAGAGGAAGGGCAGGCUGUACCUAAGGCAACUCCUGAUGGUGGAGUCGUUCUUGGUACUCCAGUUGAUCCUGUUGUCAAUGGUGGCAUGUAUACUGAUACAAGUGCUCAAACUACCAUUCUUCAAGGUCCAAGAUUGAGCAGAGGUGUAGAGUCUUUGGUUGAAAACUCGGCAGCAGAGGCUGAGGCAAUAAGUGCUGCUUUGGCUGCUGCCAAGGCUCGUCAAAUGAAUGGUGAAGCUGAGCAGUUUUCUGACCGUGAUGGUGGUCCAGAGGCUACUUCUAGUGGGAAACAAAUUCCUAGCUUGAUGAAAGUAUCAGAUUCUGCUUUGUCUAACAACACCCCAUUACCUGGGAUUCGGCUACAUCACCGAGCUGUUGUCAUAGCUGCAGAAACUGGUGGUGCUUUAGGCGGUAUGGUCAGACAACUAUCAAUUGAUCAAUUUGAGAAUGAAGGCAGGAGAGUGAGCUAUGGGACUCCUGAGAAUGCAACUGCUGCUAGAAAGUUACUAGAUCGUCAAAUGUCAAUUAACACUAUACCCAAAAAGGUCAUUGCAAAUCUUCUGAGGCCUCGUGGUUGGAAGCCUCCUGUACGAAGGCAAUUUUUCUUAGACUGCAAUGAACUUGCAGAUUUGUGUGAGAGCGCUGAGCGAAUAUUUUCCAGUGAGCCAAGUGUCUUGCAAAUUAAAGCUCCUGUUAAGAUUUUUGGUGAUUUACAUGGCCAGUUUGGGGAUCUCAUGCGCUUGUUUGAUGAGUACGGCGCCCCUUCAACAGCUGGAGAUAUAGCUUAUAUUGAUUAUCUCUUCUUAGGAGAUUAUGUUGAUCGAGGUCAACAUAGUUUGGAAACUAUUACUCUUCUUCUUGCAUUGAAGGUCGAGCAUCCUCAUAAUGUUCAUCUUAUCCGUGGAAAUCAUGAGGCGGCAGAUAUUAAUGCUUUGUUUGGCUUUCGAAUAGAAUGCAUUGAGCGCAUGGGAGAACGUGAUGGAAUCUGGGCUUGGCAUCGUAUAAAUCUAUUAUUUAAUUGGCUUCCUUUGGCUGCGUUGAUUGAGAAAAAAAUUAUCUGUAUGCAUGGUGGCAUUGGCCGGUCCAUAAAUCAUAUAGAACAGAUUGAAAACCUACAACGCCCAAUUACAAUGGAAGCAGGUUCAGUUGUUCUCAUGGAUCUUUUAUGGUCUGAUCCAACAGAGAAUGAUAGUGUUGAAGGUUUAAGACCAAAUGCCAGAGGCCCUGGUCUUGUUACUUUUGGGCCUGACCGUGUUAUGGAGUUCUGCAACAACAAUGAUCUGCAACUGAUAGUCCGUGCACAUGAAUGCGUGAUGGAUGGUUUUGAGCGUUUUGCUCAAGGACACUUGAUAACGCUCUUCUCUGCAACCAACUAUUGCGGUACUGCAAACAAUGCAGGGGCCAUCUUAGUUUUGGGAAGAGACCUUGUGGUUGUUCCUAAACUAAUUCAUCCACUUCUUCCACCUGCAAUUUGUUCACCUGAAACAUCAUCAGAGCAUCAUAUCGAGGACAUGUGGAUGCAGGAUCUUAAUGCAAAUAGACCACCGACGCCAACCAGGGGUCGCCCACAAGUACCAAAUGACAGGGGUUCUCAUGCUUGGAUAUGAUCCCUCUCUCUCUCUCAUAUUCUCUUUGUUAUGAUUAUUUUAUUUCUUCAACACAAUUAACUCCUGAUUGGUUGGUUUCGUCGUCGACGGCUUUCGGGAAGCCUGCUGGGAUCAUUUUCCUGCCAAGGGACGCAAGCUGAUGGCGACAGAGCUUAAUGGAAUCCGGUAAGGGAUCAGAUUUUCUGCCUAUUUUACUUGAAAUUGAUCCAGGAAUUAUGAACGAAUGAUUGGAAUGCAAUGCAAUUUUGUUUGAUGGUUCAGUAGAUGAAGGUUGCCUGACUGUGUCUCUGCUAAGUUUGCCUGUGUAUAGCAGAUAGAUGUGUGUAUAUGUGAUCUUGCUAUUUGAAUUAGGAUAUUCUUCUUCUUCUUUUUUCCUCUCCGUCAUUUUGACUCCUACGUUUAACGCUUGAAAAAUAUAGUGCUGCGUAGCCUGCGUGGAGACAUUGCCACUAUUGCUUUCUUUGAAUCAUAAUGUCCAAUCUCGUAUAGCA
This is a messenger RNA of Dendrobium catenatum, 3798 nucleotides long. Its product is annotated as serine/threonine-protein phosphatase BSL2 homolog. Gene Ontology annotation, biological process: brassinosteroid mediated signaling pathway. Bases 362 to 3307 code for a protein of 981 amino acids. The transcript is spliced from 21 exons. Gene Ontology annotation, molecular function: protein binding; phosphoprotein phosphatase activity. The record is from RefSeq and is a predicted model, not a curated record. Lineage: Eukaryota; Viridiplantae; Streptophyta; Magnoliopsida; Asparagales; Orchidaceae.